AUGGAUGAAGAAUACGACGUAAUCGUUUUGGGCACGGGCCUCACUGAAUGUAUUCUUUCAGGUUUACUAUCUGUAGAUGGACAAAAAGUCCUUCAUAUGGAUAGAAAUGAUUAUUACGGUGGUGACAGUGCUAGUUUGAAUCUUACUCAGCUAUAUCAACAAUUCCGUGGAACUCCCCCACCUGAAGCACUUCAACUCGGAAGAGAUCGAGAUUACGCAGUUGACUUGAUCCCCAAAUUCAUCUUAUCAUCAGGUGAAUUAACCAGAAUGUUAGUUCAUACAGAUGUCAUUAGAUAUCUGGAAUUCAAAGUUAUAGCUGGAUCUUACGUUUAUCGUGAUGGUAAAAUAUCAAAAGUACCCUCGACAGAAAUGGAAGCUGUCAUGUCACCUUUGAUGGGAUUCUUCGAAAAGAGAAGAGCCAAGAAUUUUUUCCAAUACUUACAAAAUUGGAAAGAAGCAGACCCUGCUACUCAUCAAGGCUUCGACGUAAACAAGAGUACCAUGAAAGAUCUUUAUGCUAAAUUCGGUCUUGAAGCUGGUACUCAAGAUUUCGUUGGCCAUGCUAUGGCUUUGUGGCUUGAUGAUGAUUACAUCACUAAACCUGCUAGACAAACCGUCGACCGAAUCAUCCUCUAUACCCAAUCCAUGGCAAGAUAUGGUAAAUCUCCUUACAUUUAUCCGCUUUACGGUUUAGGUGAAUUACCUCAAGCGUUCGCAAGAUUAUCUGCCAUUUACGGUGGAACAUACAUGUUAGACAAGAAGAUUGAAUCAGUUAAUGUCGAUCCUGAAACAGGUUAUUUCACAGGUGUCACAUCAGGUGGUGAAACCGUCAAAGCUAAAAAGGUUAUCGGAGAUCCAUCUUAUUUCGGUGCAGGUAAAGAUGAUUCUGCAGAAGGUGGUAAAAUUAGAGUUAUCGAAACUGGAAAAGUUAUAAGAGCAAUCUGUAUCUUGAAACAUCCUAUUCCGGGUACAGACAAUGCGGAUUCAGCUCAAAUUAUCAUUCCUCAAAAUCAAGUUGGAAGAAAGAAUGAUAUUUACAUCGCCGCUGUUUCUUCAGCUCAUAAUGUUGCAGCACCAAAUGUUUGGAUCGCUAUUGUAUCAACGAUCGUAGAAACUUCAGUUCCCGAGAGAGAAAUCUUACCCGGAUUACAAUUGUUGGGUAACGUCGUCGACAAAUUCAUCUCCAUUACCCCACUUUAUGCUCCCACUUCGCCCGGAACAAACGAUAACAUCUUCAUCACCAAAUCAUAUGACGCUACAUCUCAUUUCGAGACUGUCGUUGAGGACGUUUCGGACGUAUGGCAAAGAGUUAAAGGAGAAAAACUAGUGUUGAAGAAGAGAGAAGUUGAAGUCGAAGCUUAA
This is a messenger RNA of Kwoniella shivajii, 1362 nucleotides long. RefSeq lists its product as uncharacterized. Gene Ontology annotation, biological process: protein transport; small GTPase-mediated signal transduction; vesicle-mediated transport. Bases 1 to 1362 code for a protein of 453 amino acids. NCBI's taxonomy places the organism in Eukaryota, Fungi, Basidiomycota, Tremellomycetes, Tremellales, Cryptococcaceae. The transcript is spliced from 8 exons. The record is from RefSeq and is a predicted model, not a curated record. Gene Ontology annotation, cellular component: cytoplasm. Gene Ontology annotation, molecular function: Rab GDP-dissociation inhibitor activity.